Caenorhabditis elegans is the source of this 2610-nucleotide messenger RNA. It is a transcript of the gene asic-1, whose product is annotated as Degenerin-like protein asic-1. Gene Ontology annotation, molecular function: monoatomic ion channel activity; sodium channel activity. The transcript has 16 exons. The coding region runs from base 10 to 2481 and encodes 823 amino acids. NCBI's taxonomy places the organism in Eukaryota, Metazoa, Nematoda, Chromadorea, Rhabditida, Rhabditidae. Gene Ontology annotation, biological process: monoatomic ion transport; sodium ion transport. The record is from RefSeq and is marked reviewed. Gene Ontology annotation, cellular component: dendrite; plasma membrane; postsynaptic membrane.
GGCCACCAAAUGGGAAAGAACAGCUUAAAACGGGCCCUUGAACUUGAUGUCGUUGACUUUGCGGAGCACACGAGUGCUCAUGGAAUUCCUCGAGCAUACGUUUCAACUGGAUGGAGGAGGUAUAUGUGGCUUCUUUGUUUCCUUUUCUGUCUUUCUUGUUUCGGACAUCAAGCUUAUUUAAUUGUGGAGAGGUUUAAUAGGAACGAUAUAAUCGUUGGCGUGGAAAUAAAAUUCGAAGAGAUCAAGUUCCCAGCGGUGACAAUCUGCAACAUGAAUCCCUAUAAAAAUUCGGCGGCUCGAGAACUCGGAGCAAUUCGAAACGCGAUUGAAGCAUUCGAGCUAGCAAUUGAUAAAAGUGAUGGGAAUGCACAUUCAAAAAGGAAAAAGCGAUCAGCUAAUUCAAAAAUGGUCCCGAUAGAUUUACUGUGUAAGGAGGAGCACGGAAUGUUUACUGCUCAUGAUUAUGGGCACGUGGAAUGUACAUGUGUCACUUUUGAGGAUAUGUCAAAAGUUGGUGACACCGACGAUGAUGAAAUAUUCUGGAAUUGUCACCAAAGAAAAGAUUGGACACAUAAAAUUUGCCACUUGGCAGAGGGAUCCAAUCAAUUGAAAACGUGUAAAUGCUUUGAGGACACUUGUGUUUCGGAUGAGGUUACGAAACAACUGGUGUGGCCACUUCAACUUUCCAAAAACGGCACAAAACUUUGCAUUUCCCCUGAAUCCAGUGGUCCCAGAUAUUGUGCAUCUGCUCAAAAAUUUCAAGUAUCCACGUGUAGUAACUGUGAUUGGUUGGGCAAGUGUGAAGAGUCUGAUGAUAUGGAUUUGGAAGAAGAAAUCGACUCAAAAACUUGUAUCUGUCAUCAUGGAAAUUGCUUUCAAAUUAAGGGAAAUGUUAAGAAACGAAAAAGAAGAACUCCCGAGAGGAAAGUCCAUGAGCGUCUUCUCAGUAGAUAUGAGGGUCUACUAGCUGUCUACUCGCAUUGUAAUUGUACUAAACAACAUGGCUGUGUGUCUACUUCGGUACCCGACAUGGAUCUGGAAAACUCCAAUAAAACGUGCCUCUGUUUCUACAAUAAAAAGAACGAACAAAUAUGGCCAUGCUACAAAGAACCGGAAUGGGAGGAGAGGAAGUGCAGCAGAUGUAACACAAUGGGUGACUGCGUGUAUAGUGAUAAACCGAAAAAGCAAACGAUUUCCUGUCUCUGCGCUACUCCGAUCAAAAUGUGCGUGCGGAUCGACCCUCCGCAAACUAAUGAUACAAGUUUAGAUGAUCGCGUAGUCAAGUUUUGGGAUAUUCAGCCAUCAACUACAAUGUCUCCAAUUGUGAAAAAGAAAGAAGAACGGGAUAAAGCGUAUGGGUAUACGGGUGUGAAAGAUAGAAUUGCUCUACGAGCAAAAGCAAUGGAGAACAUGAUUUUUGCUGUCGAUGCGCUGACGGAAGAAGAGAAAUGGAAGAUUUCUUAUAAUAAGUCUGAUUUUAUUAUGAAAUGUUCUUUUAACGGAAGGGAGUGCAAUGUGAAACAUGAUUUCGUGGAAUACCUUGAUCCAACGUAUGGUGCAUGCUUUACAUAUGGCCAGAAGCUGGGCAAUAAUACGAAUGAACGGUCCGGCCCGGCUUAUGGACUUCGACUAGAAGUUUUUGUGAAUGUAACUGAAUACCUGCCAACGACUGAGGCAGCUGGAGUCCGGUUAACAGUUCAUGCAACCGACGAGCAACCAUUUCCAGAUACUCUUGGAUUUUCAGCGCCAACUGGUUUUGUUAGCAGUUUUGGUAUUAAAUUGAAAUCAAUGGUCCGCCUGCCUGCUCCAUAUGGAGAUUGUGUUCGAGAAGGAAAAACUGAGGACUUCAUUUACACUCAGAAGGCCUAUAAUACGGAAGGAUGCCAGAGAAGUUGUAUUCAAAAACAUUUAUCAAAAACUUGUGGAUGUGGAGAUCCCAGGUUCCCACCGUACCGGGAAUCGAAAAAUUGUCCGGUAGAUGACCCCUAUAAACGUGAAUGUAUUAAAAACGAGAUGCACGUGGCAACUCGAGACUCGAAGAAGCUUGGAUGUUCGUGCAAGCAACCUUGCAACCAAGAUGUCUAUUCUGUUUCCUACUCGGCUUCAAGGUGGCCUGCGAUUGCUGGAGAUUUAUCUGGAUGCCCACUUGGAAUGGCUGCCCAUCAUUGUUUGAAUUAUAAAAGAGAACAAGGAUCCAUGAUUGAAGUGUACUUUGAACAACUCAAUUAUGAAUCACUUUUGGAAUCCGAAGCCUAUGGAUGGUCGAACCUUUUAUCUGAUUUUGGUGGACAAUUGGGAUUGUGGAUGGGUGUCAGUGUGAUCACUAUUGGAGAAGUGGCCUGUUUCUUCUUCGAAGUGUUCAUCUCAUUAAUAAGCUCAAAUCGAACAAAACGACGUCCUGCUCGGAAGUCAUUCAGUUCAUCUCUACGAUGUUCAACUGAUUAUAAUUUAAACAAAGACGGGUUUAAUCUUGAUAAUUGAUCUCUUUUUCUUCGGCUCGUAAAACUUUUUUCUAUGAAAAACACAUUUUAUUUAAGAAGAUAGGGUUGUUGUGGUAGAAUCGGUGAUGCGAAAUCCGUCCAUACCGCCCAUGAUGAUCUGAAAAUGUUU